Molecule: messenger RNA, 2193 nt
Organism: Eruca vesicaria subsp. sativa (arugula)
Lineage: Eukaryota; Viridiplantae; Streptophyta; Magnoliopsida; Brassicales; Brassicaceae
Source: the annotation of a GenBank genome assembly
AUGCCAUUGCCUCGUGACCUGUCUCUCAUCUCCUCUCCAUCUUUCUUUCUUUCUCUCCUAUCACUGGAUCUUGAAGAGAUCUACAUCUCCCCCGAAGAAGAAGAAGAAGAAGAACCCUUUUCUCUCUGUGAAGUGCAUUUGCUAGAAUCUAGGAUUUUUGAAUCUGAGGAAGACGAUAGGAGGAUGCAGCAAGUUCACGCGAAGAAGAGCAUGAAAGAGAUAGACUUUUUCACAGAGUACGGCGACGCGAACCGUUACCAGAUUCUCGAAGUCAUUGGGAAAGGAAGCUACGGAGUUGUGUGUGCAGCGAUCGACACACACACGGGAGAGAAAGUGGCAAUCAAGAAGAUUAACGACGUCUUUGAACACAUCUCUGACGCUCUCCGUAUCCUCCGUGAGGUCAAGCUUCUCCGCCUCCUAAGGCAUCCUGAUAUAGUUGAGAUCAAGAGCAUCAUGCUCCCACCGUCCAAGAGGGAGUUUAGAGAUAUUUAUGUUGUGUUUGAGCUCAUGGAGUCGGAUUUGCAUCAAGUCAUCAAAGCUAAUGAUGACUUGACUAAGGAGCAUCAUCAGUUUUUCCUUUAUCAGAUGCUACGUGCCUUGAAGUAUAUGCAUACAGCUAAUGUUUACCAUCGUGAUUUGAAACCGAAGAACAUUCUGGCUAAUGCAAACUGCAAGUUGAAAGUUUGUGACUUUGGAUUAGCGAGAGUGUCAUUCAAUGAUACGCCUACGACAGUCUUUUGGACGGAUUAUGUUGCCACAAGAUGGUACAGGGCACCUGAGCUCUGUGGUUCAUUCUGUUCUAAGUAUACUCCAGCUAUUGACAUUUGGAGCAUUGGCUGCAUCUUUGCGGAGGUGUUGUUAGGGAAGCCUCUGUUUCCUGGUAAAAGUGUCGUCCAUCAGUUAGAGCUCAUCACAGAUCUUCUUGGCACACCAAAACCAGAGACCAUUGCUGGAGUAUGUUCAUUUUUGCUUCCUUAUUACCAAGUUUCUAUGUUUGACAUGCAUAAACUAAUACUAUUAUCUCUAACGCAGGUUCGAAACGAAAAAGCUCGAAAAUACCUUGGCGAGAUGAGGAAGAAAAGUCUUGUCCCCUUUACGCAGAAGUUUCCUAACGCAGAUCCUUUAGCAUUGCGCCUUUUGCAAAGACUAUUGGCUUUUGAUCCAAAGGAUAGACCAACUGCUACAGAGGCACUUGCUGAUCCUUACUUUAAGGGUCUUGCUAAGGUCGAAAGGGAACCUUCUUGUCAGCAAAUCUCGAAGAUGGAAUUUGAGUUUGAGAGAAGAAGGUUAACAAAGGAUGACAUUAGAGAGCUAAUAUACAGGGAGAUACUAGAAUACCAUCCUCAGUUGCUCAAAGAUUAUAUGAACGGAUCUGAAGGCUCCAGUUUCUUAUAUCCUAGUGCCAUUGGUCAUCUGAGGAAACAGUUUGCUUACCUAGAAGAGAAUAGCGGCAAAAGUGGACCAGUUAUACCUCCAGAGAGAAAGCAUACUUCACUUCCACGGUCUACAGUUCACUCCAGUGUAGUAUCCUCCAGUGCUCAGCCUGUCUUGAAUGCAUCAGACAGUAGACGUGUUUCUUUUGAGCCUUCAAGAAACGGAGUAGUUCCAUCAACAACUUCAGCAAAUUCAAACAAACCUUUAGGACCUCCUCCAAGAGUACCAUCAGCUAGACCAGGCCGUGCAGUGGAAUCAUCUAUAACUUAUGAGAAUGCCAGGAACAACCUCAAAGAUUCUUCCCAUGAUGCAAGGACAUCUUAUUACAGAAGCACGGUACCUCCUCCACAGACCGUAACUCCUAACUGUUCCUUCCAUCCUAACGCCAUGAACCAAGAGAAGCGUGGUGGUGGUACAGAACCAAAACCUCAGUUUGUCCCAACCCAAUGCAACUCUGCGAAGCCAGCAGCUGAGCUGAACCCAAACCCUUAUGUCCAAUCACAGCACAAGGUGGGUAUUGAUGCUAAGCUGUUGCAGGCACAAUCCCAGUAUGGUCCUGCUGGAGCUGCCGCUGUUGCAGUAGCAGCACACCGGAGCAUAGGCACGGUUGGGUAUGGCAUGUCUUAGAAUUAGCAGUUUGUUGGUGUCAGGUGAUUGAGCCGGUCGUUAGUGGUUAUGUGUAAUGUAAGUAUUAUUGGAUCAAGCCUGAUUUGAACUCAUCUGAGAUUUGUAAUAAUAAAGAAAGUUUUAGUUUUAACC